Molecule: messenger RNA, 1305 nt
Organism: Mesorhabditis belari
Lineage: Eukaryota; Metazoa; Nematoda; Chromadorea; Rhabditida; Rhabditidae
Source: the annotation of a GenBank genome assembly
AUGGAAAAGACAAGACCAAGAUUCGAAGCUGACCAAAAGGAAACAACCUAUGCCAAUGAGACUCUAGUAGAUUCACGAAGUGCUUCAUUGACAAUCAACUUACCACGGCCUGACUCACCAGAAUACGAUGAAAUCUCCGACACAGAGAUCGACCAAUAUGUCUCGAAACCUCUAGAAGAGGACGCUGUCCACGAGAUGGACUUCAAGUUCCGCGUUUUGAAAAGAACUCUAGAGGAGUAUGCGGUGUGGUGUGAGAUUCGAAUCGACCCGAUAGUCAUGAUGUACUUUGUGCACAAAUUUCACACCGAGUGCGCCCUGUACAUGCUGCAACACUAUGGAAUUCACGUCGAUGUUCGGCGAUACGAGAAUGAGCUCAUUCGUCGUACGGAGGACCCAAAUUGGACCGACGCGCAAAAGCUCAAGCGCAAAGUACUGCAAAGACGGAAAUCAAAUUCGACAAAGAAGAAAAUUUGCGCGAAAAGGGUCGGAGACGUCUUCAACGAAUUGUUGGCUGGGGAGUUUCCCAAUGUGGUCGAGCGUGACUCAUUCAGCAUUGCGAAAAUCUCGGCACUCAUCGAAUGCUCGAAAAGUAAACGCGACGUUUUCUCGAGGACUCUUUGCAAGUAUGACAAAUAUGGGGAAUUGCCUGGACUGCUCGAGAAAGUGCUCGUCAACAACUGGAUUUCUUUCUUUUACUGCCUGCCACUCAAUGGCUUCGGCGAGUCGGACACGCUGAACGAGUACGAACGAGAUGAGCUUCUUUGUCGAAACGAUAACUCGCAACGGACAGAUGCACAAAACCUCAAGCAAAAAGUGUUACGAAGAAGGAAAUCAAAUCCAUUAAAGAAGUGCCUCUGUUCGCAGAAAGGGGAGCGAGUGUUGACAGAGCUUUUGAAAGAGGAUUUCGAAAAAGUGAUUGGAUCGAAGAGAAUCACAGAUGAAGAAAUUGCAAAACUUAUUGAAUUGUCGAAGAGUCGAUGGGAAUUCUUCUUCUCAACUCUGCAAAAGUAUGACAGAUAUUGUGAGCUUCGCGAAUUGAUGAAUCGAAUCUUCGUAAAACAAUGGAUUGACGUCAUUUCUCUGCUGCCAAAUCAGGGCUUUGCUCAAGCGGACGUUUUAAAUCACUAUCGAAACGCGUGUGAUACGUUGGAGCUCUCCAUUCCAAACGAAAAACAUUCGACUUUGAUCACAGUUUUGGAGGAGUAUUACAAGCACAAGGAAGAGGAAAGAGUCCUAGAAGAAUUGCUAAAGAGAGCUACAACGAGUCAAGAAGCCAGGAAAAGCCAAACUUCCGAGUUUUACUAU